Didymodactylos carnosus is the source of this 1068-nucleotide messenger RNA. The record is from the annotation of a GenBank genome assembly. Lineage: Eukaryota; Metazoa; Rotifera; Eurotatoria; Philodinida; Philodinidae.
AUGGCACAAGGUAUUAUAAUUGAUCCUGAUUAUAUGAUUGUUUUUUAUGAUUUCCAUCGGAUGUAUGCACAAUAUGAUAAAUUAUUUGCAAAUCACUAUAUUAGUUUUCAUCAACAAAAUGAGUAUUUACAAUUUGUCUUUCAUCAUAACCAAUUAGAUAAAACAGUUCCUUUCUUACCGGGUAAUAUUGCUGAAGAUAUAACAACUGAUAAAUUAUAUACGACAACUAUAUCGAUCUCAAGAAUACUUGCACACAUAAUGAGUCGUUUUGCCGAUAUUGAUCUCAGUAACAAGAAACUUUCACCCAUCGAUGGCUAUUGGAGCUAUCCACUUGUCCCACUCGAAAAAGCUUUGGAGCCCAUCUUGUCUCGCAUAGAUCAGUUAGAUCGUUCCAUCAAAGCGGCCAAAAAGCAUUGUCAUUAUCCAUCAGAACAUGAUCUCACUCGUGAUGAAUCGGCUGCUUUGUAUUUGUACACGAUGGAAGGAGGCGAUAAUAGCUUCUAUCGAGUAUUAAACCAAGCAUUGCGAUUAGAAGACCGACGUUUAGUCAAACCGUGGUUCUCCUAUCUGAAAUUGUUCGACACAGCACUCAGCAAAUUACCCACUGAGAGAAGAAACAUUUGGCGAGGUGUGCCUAGUGAUAUUACCAAGAAUUUCAAGAAGAAUCAAGAGUUACACUGGUGGGCUGUGAGUUCUUGUUCGUUAUCGAUGGAUGUCAUCAAAGAUUUUCUAUCACGCGACACAAUAUCGACUCUUUUCUUGAUCCAGGCUGUAAAUGGCAAAAAUAUUACUGGUUACACGAAUUAUCCUAAUGAGAAUGAAGUGUUGUUGGGACCGGGCACUCAUUUACGUGUAGAGAGCAUUGCAUUGGAUCAUGCUGGUGCUCUACAUGUUGUUCAUUUGGCAGAAGUGAAUGACGAUAGUGAUACACAAUUGCCAUCAGCUAUGGCUGCCGUGUACAUAACGCCAAAAUCAUCAAAUGAAGGUGCAUCCGGUGAGUAUAAAAUUCAUUUUCUGACGAGACAACAAGUUCGAGAUGAUCUAAAACUUGAAUUACCUAUAGAAUAA